Messenger RNA from Dibothriocephalus latus, 945 nucleotides. Lineage: Eukaryota; Metazoa; Platyhelminthes; Cestoda; Diphyllobothriidea; Diphyllobothriidae. The record is from the annotation of a GenBank genome assembly.
AUGUCUGCCGCGAAACAGCUCAUUGUCCCACCGAUAGUGAACCUGGGACUGAGCGCCGGAAAAUUCCGUUCCGACAGCUCAUUAAAUUGCGGAAACGUGCACGAGCUACUGCUAACACAGGCAAACAAACGCCAGGCGCAGGCUAUUCAAGAAGAGGGUGACGCGGACACACAGGAGGAAAGUGAAGUUAUACCCUCCCCAAAAAAGGCUUCUUUCUUUCGUCAGUUCAUCCAAGUCCACACCAGCCAGGCAGAUGAAAAGCCGACGACUUCGACCCACGCGGUACCGAAGGGGGAUAGAGCACAACCCGCAACCGGCUCAUUUUUUCGACGUUUCCUAAACUCUAGUGAACCCGCCAGCAUCCCGGAGACAAAAGAAGACAACAGGUCGUCGACUGAUGCUGUGUCAUCCGCAAAUAAAUCUGAGCCUUCCUCUGACACAGACCGUUAUUCCAUUUUUCGAUUCGUGGAAAAGGAAGGCUCCACAACGAGGAGCAAAGAGCUGGCCAGUAAAAUCCAGUCGGAAGUUGGAGAAAACGCAAAUGUCUGCGAAAAUGCCACGCACACCUCCGGUGAUGCCAACAUCACGCCGCCGCCAUCUUCUCCCGUUGAUCUCGAAAACACACUUGUCUGUGAGGAGUGUAAGGCGCGUGUCCUCAUCCAUAUGAUGCCUGAACAUACAGAUUUCCACUUCGCGCAACGUCUACAACAGGAGUGGAACAGGGAGCAGUUUUUUCGUGAGUACGUGGUGCUGGUUUUCAAGGUGGCUGUUGACCACAGAACCUCGACUGACACCGCAUGUCGGAACUUUCCACCGCUACAUCGACUUAUUCGACCGGAAAUUCCAAAUACAUCCGAGAUGACACUAGAGGAGACGCAGCUUACUGGCUGCAUACUUACAGUUUACUAUCGUUACCAUGAUGACAAACGUGACAAGACCUGCUAA